Molecule: messenger RNA, 4567 nt
Organism: Xyrichtys novacula (pearly razorfish)
Lineage: Eukaryota; Metazoa; Chordata; Actinopteri; Labriformes; Labridae
Source: the annotation of a GenBank genome assembly
AUGUGCCCGCUGCUGCUGCUGCGGCGGCGAGGAAACCAGUCAGAUCUGCCCCAGAACGAGCGAAUCAUGCUGUUUCUAAAAGCGGAGACGGGCGGGCUCGCCCACACACCUCCUGUUAAAUGGCAGCUCGCCGUCGUCUACAGUAGGCACGCAUCCAUCCGUCCAUGUGUCUCCCUCCCAGAGAGGACGGGGGACGUGUCAGGAGUGAGCCCCCGUCAUUUAAAUAGACGAGGCGACAGAUGAAGAGGAGCGAGGAAGAGGAGCGAGGAAGAGGAGCGAGGAAGAGGAGCGAGGAGUCUCAAAGGGAGGCUGAAGACGUGACACAGCAGGACAUCCAGGCGAGCUGCCCAGGACUGACGGGAUGGUGAGGAGGCGCCAGAGGAGCGGCUUCAGUCCUUCAGUCCUUCAGCUGCACACACACACACACACACACACACACUGAAGCAGAAAGGUCUCCAGAACCAAAGGGAUCCAAACGGGCACCUCUGUUUGUUUCCUGUCUCACAAACACAAACAGGCUCCUCCCCCUCCUGUCCCUCUUCAGGUCCCUGUUUACAGAGUACAGUGUGUGACCCCUCCUCCCCAGGGGCCCGCUGUGUUCAGGGGCCGCCGCUCUUUUCUGGGAGAGGAGGUUAUUUUUGGCGUUGAGGGGAUGGCAGUGAUGUCAGGAGAGCUUCCUCAUCCUCCGGGCUCGGGUCAGAGCCGGCCGCAGAGAUUCUCCGGAGUUUUCCUGUUGUUGAGGAGGUGUGUGAGUGAGGUGUGUGUGUGUGUGUGUGUGUGUGUGUGUGUGUGUGUGUGUGUGUGUGUGUGUCUCCUCUCUAUACAAUGGUCCUCCUCUGGAUGACAGAUGCUGCUUAACCCGGCCUGACCCUCAGAACUGUGACGGUCCGUUUGACUGACAGGCCUGCAGAGGACGCACAGAGGCUCUGAGGACGCCGUCCCCUCAGAACGGGAAGGAACUGUCUCUGUGGGGUCUUCACGUGGACACGCGGUCUGUGUGUCUGUGUGAGGGGGACACAAAUAUGGAGACAGUCUGCAGACGGUCCGCUGUCAUGGCGUCUCCUCAGCAGCAGCAUCUAUCAUCAGAGGGGACCCGGGGGACGGGGGGGACCACGCCAUCGGUUUGUCAUACUUAACUGGUCUGUCUUCACUUGAGAGGACUGCAGACAGGACCAGGAGGAGCUGGAUCACAGAGGAUCAAGAUCACACAAAACCAGAUCUGGAUUUCUGUCCUCAUUGUGGUUCAGAGAAGAUCAUAGAAAUAUGAACAUAGAUGUCUCUCAAACUGAUCCUCCUGCAGGAUCUUUAAAUGAUCUGGGUCAGUGUCCAACCAUGUAGACCCUCAGAGACCGAGGGGACAGACAAAAACUGAGUUUGUUAUUAAAGAGGGACAGAAGUCCACAGAGACUCUAGGACACGUCCUCCACACUGAAGAGGACUCCACUGUGUCCUGUCUCCUAACUCCUGUCUCCUCACUCUGUGUCCUGUCUCCUAACCCCUGUCUCCUCACUCUGUGUCCUGUCUCCUAACUCCUGUCUCCUCACUCUGUGUCCUGUCUCCUAACUCCUAAUUCCUGUCUCCUCACUCUGUGUCCUGUCUCCUAACUCCUGUGUCCUCACUCUGUAUCCUGUCUCCUAACUCCUGUCUCCUCACUCUGUGUUCUGUCUCCUCACUCCUGUGUCCUCACUCUGUGUCCUGUCUCCUCACUCCUGUGUCCUCACUCUGUGUCCUGUCUCCUGACUCCUCUCUCCUCGCUCUGAGCUGCUGUCCUCUCAGCUGUAGGUACCCCCCCACACACACACUCACACACACACACACCUUCACCCCCCACUUCACAGGAGGUCCGGUUUGUCCUCCUGACUCGUCUUCAGUCUCUCGUCUCACAUCUUCAUUUCUUCUCCAUCUUAAUGAUUUUUUUCUCCAGAGUUCAUUGAUUGAUUGAUUGAUUGAUUGAUUUGGAUCCCAUCAGCUCCUCUUCUUGGGUCCACCUGAAGACAGUAAACAUUCAUAAACAUUAAAAUGAUAAAAGUCCAAACAGGAGAAAAGACGUUAAAAUCAGAACUGAAACCAGAAUUAUGACGACGUCACAUUUCCAAUAAAGACCAGGAUCAAUGUACCAAUAAUCAAAGUCCCAUUGUCAUGUAUUCGAUGUUGUCUCAGUCGAGUCUUUUUUCAGUGAGUCUUCAGAUAUCAGUAGAUCGUCUUUUUAAACACGUUAACCUCGUAAUAACAGAAGGAAGACGACCUCAUGUUUCCCUCUGAACACGACAGAACUCCGUCCAGAGUUCAUGUUGGUGAGAGGAAGAGUGAAAAAAACAUUUAAUGUUGAAAUUAUGAUCAUUACGACUGAACAGCAGCUGAUUAAACUAAAUAUUUGACUUUUAUUCACUAAGAAGAAGGAAAUCAGAGACACAGUCCUCCUCUCUUUCAGCCUGAUGUCACGUGUAUUUUGUGGAUGUUGGUUCUUCUCUCACAGUUCAGCGCUCGCCUCACAGAUCUGCUGUCAUUUCUGACCACACAGCUGAAUAAUAGUCCAAGUGAGUAAAUACUAAUGUUUGUAAAAGUCUGGAGAUGCAGUUCUGAGAUUUAGCACAUCAGUUUAUUCCUGUCAGACUCCAACAGUUUUCUCGAUCUGCUUUGACCUCCUCAGUCUGCCGUCUAAAACCAAACCGAGGACUUUGACUCGUUCAGAGGACACGUCUCUGACUGAUCGGUUUAACUUUGGUUUGUCUUUCAAUUUAACAUUUAAUUCAUAUUUACAUUAAAUAUAUUUUCCUGAUAGUCUCUGUGUAUCUGUGUCUCUGUGUGUACAUAUAUAUAUGUGUGUGUGUGUGUGUGUGCGCCUCCUCUUGAUCAGAACCCCCUGAUCCUCUUGUUUUCUUCCCUGCUGCUCCUUCUGACUCCGGCCUCUAGGUGUCACUGUGUCUGUUCGGUAAAACUCUCUCUGGUUUCCUCUCAAGGUUCUCCCCUGAGCUCCCUGACAACAGAAACAGAAACCCGGUUCUGCUCUCAGGGCGGAAAAAAACAGCUGAUUUUCAGGUCCUCUGAGUCCUGAACAGACGCUGACCCGGUUCUUGUCCUGGGUCUUGAUUUCAGACCUGGUCAGUCUCGGGUUUCUGUGGGACACAUUUGGGUCUUUAUCUGAGAGGAGGACCGAGUUCUUCUGCAGUGAGGAGGUUCUGAAGAGGCUCUGAAAGGCCUGAAAAUGGACCCUGAUCAGAACCAGCCAGCAGAGACCUGGUUCAGGGAGAUGAUCAGGUUUGGAUCUGGUCUAAGAGAGAAUAUUUAUAAAUAUAUUUAUAAAUAUUCUUUAUUUAUUUAUUAUAAAUACAAAUAUUCUUUAUAAUAAUAAUAAUAAUAAUAAUAAUAAUAAUAAUAAUUGUUAUUAUUAUUAUUAUUAUUAUUAUUAUAAGAAUAAAAAGAAAAGAGCUGAAGGUUCGGAGUCUCAUAAAGACCUGCACAUCCUGGUCCUGGACUUGGACUGGAGUCUGAAACUGAUCCACAUGAGAUCAGAACCUCAUGAAUGAUGUUCAGAGUAAAACUGUUCAGGUUUACAGACCGUCACAGAUAUUGAUCAUCAGAACCAAAGUCCAGUUUCAUCCUCCUGAUCCGGUUCUUUAAGGAGGACUCAGACUCUGAUUGGUCUCCAGAGUUUCUUUGUUUGUUUGUUUGUUUCUGGAUUUAUGACGUCAUUCAAUCAUCAAUAUUAAUCCAUCAGUUCACCUGAUCUCCUUCAUCAGCAGCAGAACUUUAAUCUGGGGGUCCAUGUGGAUCCUGUGACCCGGUUCAGCAGUAAAUGAGUCUGAUGGGGUCGGUUCUAGAACUGCUGGACUGUGUGGAUCUGUGUGAAUACUACUACUACUACUACUACUACUACUAUUACUAUUACAACUACUACUACUUCUACUACUACUAAUAAUAAUAAUUAAUAAUAAGUUAUUAGACGCGGAUGUUCCUGGUGUUAAUCCUCCUUAAAUGCUGCAGACUUGAUGAAACACUGAAAUGUUGUUUUUUAUUCAUGUAUUUUUCUGUAAAUCUAAAGAGUUUUUUAUUUUUUAUUAUUGUGAUUAUUUUGAGUUGAACUCUGUUCCUCAGAGUCUCAGUGAAGACCCUCAUGUUGGUCUCCUCCACACUAAAGUCGGAUUUCCACACAAUGCUCCUCAAUCCCAUUGACUCAGCGGACCACCUUAAAAGCUUUAGUCCCGCCCCCUAAGCUUCCUCCGGCGCCUCUGAUUGGCUGAGACCUCCUGCAUGGCAGCGGCUGUAGAAAUGCAAAACUUGUUGCUGGAUCGUGUGGACGCGUUGAUCUCACACAGCGCCAAGCGGCUCAGCGGAGAACGAGUGUGUCCGUGGAUCUGUCCCCAGCGCGCCCACACCACCUCAGCAGAGACAGAGUCCACGGAGGGACGCGGACUUACAGGACAAAAACGAACCAAACGGACUAAAAACGAGACGGUCCGUCCGUGCAGAGCGCAGCAGCGGCGGGGUGGAGGAUGCAGUCAAGCCGCUCGGCGGUGCUGGGGUGCGGGUAGUGCACGCUGCUCUGCUCGGGGUUCGGACUGCGUAA